Molecule: messenger RNA, 942 nt
Organism: Osmia bicornis bicornis
Lineage: Eukaryota; Metazoa; Arthropoda; Insecta; Hymenoptera; Megachilidae
Gene: Theg
Product: testicular haploid expressed gene protein
Exons: 7
Coding region: 1-942 (313 amino acids)
Source: RefSeq, a predicted model, not a curated record
AUGGGCGAUAGGAUCAGAUACGCGAUGGAUCAUUUAUCGCCGAAGCAACACAUCUCUAUGCUGGCACAACCGAAUUGGAGGAGGGUCCAAAGGAAGGAAGUGCACGCGUUGGCAAACCCAUUUACCAUUAGUCGUACGGCAUUGAAAGCUCGAGCUUCGAAAAGAAUCAGAGUCAUGGCGCGGCCAAAACAUGUCAGCAAAAAAUACGAUUCAACAAGAGCACCGCCCUCCUACCCGCGAAUUCAUCCAAAGACACUCGAAGCAAAAGUCAGUAAACGCAUCAAUGAUCUGGCGCUUCCGAAAAAGAGAUUUGUAGUGGCGAACAUGGGCUACUCUUCGAUGAGCAACAACUUGGCCGAGACCCUAUGGAAGGUUCAAAACUCGAGGUACCGAAGAUAUCGAUUCUUCUGCAACGCCAGGAAGCAACGAGAAAUGAAGAGGAAACAAAGAAUAAUGGCGAAAUUGCGUCGAGCGAUAAAACCGGAAGACUGGGAUCGACACUUGGAGAUUCUUGACAGAUUGUCUACUCCAAAGGAGACGCCGUUACCCAAGUUACCUUUUAAAAGAAGAAGAUGGAGGCCAGUGAACAUGCGGAGAAUCGAAGAAUUGUCGGUGCCACCGAUGAGGGAUAUACCACCUCCCAAGGAUCCGUUCACGGUACCUACAACUGCUCUUACUUACAAGAUCACUAAACGGCUUGACCAAAUUUCACAACCGAGACAACUAGAGGGUGCUGGCUCGGCCCGGAUGCCAGGAGCUGUUUCUCCAGCUGCGUUGGAAGCCGUAGCUUCCCCGAGGACGCUAAUCCUAGCGAAGCCGGUUGAACGGCCUGCAGGAGUGGAGACGGAUCUCAGGAAAGAUGCUUUCAUGGUGUCGCCGACAGCGUUGAAAGCGAGAUGCUCGAGACGACUAAAAUUUUUAGCCAGACCGAAAAGAAGAUGA